Sardina pilchardus (European sardine) is the source of this 1116-nucleotide messenger RNA. RefSeq lists its product as uncharacterized. The record is from RefSeq and is a predicted model, not a curated record. Lineage: Eukaryota; Metazoa; Chordata; Actinopteri; Clupeiformes; Clupeidae. The transcript has 2 exons. Bases 43 to 705 code for a protein of 220 amino acids.
GGAACUCAUUGAAGAUCAGUCGGAGAGAGAAGACACACAAAGAUGAAAGACAUCGUGGUCUUGUUGAUGCUGGUGUGGACAAUGCCUCUGUUAUCUGCAGGCAAUCAAUUAAUGAUUUCUCAUAGGUCCUUAGGAGGACCUUCAGGAGUGAUGGUUUCAGGAGACAAACUAGAAGGAGCAGUCCAAUGCGUUUUCACUCAUCUGUUUCCCAUCCAUGCUGUUGCUUCACCAAUACAUGGAGCAGCUCUCGGAGGCGGUCUGUUUUCAUCGCAGGCUACUGGAUUUGAAAAAUGUGGACCUCUAGGUGAUGAACUCAUAGGAUUAAUUGCAGGAUCUUUUGGGGGAGGAGUGGGUGGAGCAACAGGAGGAGCAGCUGGGGGAGCAGUAAUGGGAGCACUUGGGGGAAUGGUUGUAGGAGGACCUGCUGGAGCAGUUAAUGGAGCAGUUGCAGGGGCAAAAGCAGGAGCAGCUGUAGGAGUUGCCAUUGGUGCAUAUAAAGGAGCAAAAGAGGGAUACAAACAUGGGGGUGAACAUGGAGGAGCAGCAGGUGGGAGAGCUGGUGGAGAGGCAGGAACAAAAUGGGCUAAAGGCAAGGCUGACAGCAUUUUUGAUGACAUCACAGACCUAGGAGGAACGAUUGGAGAAACAGUGGGUGAAUAUACUGGAAAGGAGACUGAAAAACUUAUCAAACAUGCAGUAGGGUAAAGGAAUUAAGGGGUUGCAUGGGCAGGAUAUUAAACUGGGAAUGUUGUUAUUGCUGUAAUAAUGUGACACCCCUUCUCUCCAACUGUUCUCAUUGCAUUAUUAAUUGCAGAUGAUCGCAGUUUGUGUCACUGAACAAUAUCUUAUAUUUUCCUAUUUUGAAGAAAUUCUAAAAACCCUGAUGUAAAAGUGCAUGGUGUAUUGUGUAACCCAAUCAUGAACCUUCUCGAGAAAUAGAAAAAAAACGACAAAAAACAACAGAAGCUAGCUGAAGCACGUAUUUCAAUCAGAUUUGAUUUCACUAAUAGAAAGAUCAUGUUAUGCUUUUUACAUACACAUGCGGUGUGUUGGCAACUUCUGCUUAUAGUACUUUAAAAAAUUAACAACUUAAUAAAUGUGUAGGCCACUCCCUUA